This is a messenger RNA of Aspergillus japonicus CBS 114.51, 1753 nucleotides long. Its product is annotated as putative aldo-keto reductase (AKR). The record is from RefSeq and is a predicted model, not a curated record. The transcript has 2 exons. Bases 335 to 1276 code for a protein of 313 amino acids. Gene Ontology annotation, molecular function: aldose reductase (NADPH) activity. NCBI's taxonomy places the organism in Eukaryota, Fungi, Ascomycota, Eurotiomycetes, Eurotiales, Aspergillaceae. Gene Ontology annotation, cellular component: cytosol.
CUUUCCGGAAAUGAAUUCCCAUACACACUCAAAAGAGUAAAGCUGAUAUGCUACCUACCUUAGGUCAUCAUGAGGUCAGUUGCUUCCCCCCCCCCUUGGAUGAUAAACGCGUCGGAAUGUGCCGUCGAACAACCCCUCAUUCGGUCCAAUUUGUCCCAUUCCAGUAGAUGUGGAUGAUACCCGACAUCAUAAGAUCCCUGCCGUCUGAAGUCCCAUGUUUCCACCUCGUGCGUGACUUGCUAGCAGUACAUCCUUAGUAUACUCCAUACAUCCUAUUCCUAUCACUAUCCGGAUAUCUCCUAAACGCUUCCCACUUCCCACUUCCCACUUUUCAAUGGCCCGCGCUGCGAUAAGCAAGAUGUCCUGGGAAAACCAUGUCCUUCGGCCGGUCCAGAACGCCCCUCCGUCGAUAAUACCGACUCUGGUAUAUGGGACCGCAUGGAAGAAAACUCAGACUACGGAUCUGGUUCACCAGGCGCUGAGCACUGGCUUCCGUGCCGUGGAUACAGCUGCCCAACCCAAACACUAUCGGGAGGAUCUGGUCGGAGAGGGCAUUCGCAGGGCCCUCAACGAUGGCGCCAUCCAGCGCAAAGAUCUCCAUGUCCAGACCAAAUUCACUUCCGUCCGGGGCCAGGACCCCAAGGAUAUGCCCUACGAUGCGAAGGCGUCCGUGACUGAGCAGGUCCAUGCCUCGAUUCGUUCAUCGCUGCAUAAUCUCCGUCCGGCCGAGGCGCCGGAAAGUGCGGAUGAGGCGUACAUUGAUAUGCUUAUCCUCCAUUCCCCACUGCCCACCAUGGCGCAGACGCUGGAGGCCUGGCGGACCUUUGAGACGUACGUCCCGCACCGCAUUCGCAACCUGGGGAUCUCGAACACCGACCUGUCGGUUCUGGAGGAGUUGUUUACCCAAGUGCAGGUGAAGCCCUCGGUGGUGCAGAAUCGGUUCUACGCCGACACGAAGUAUGAUGUCGCGCUGCGCGCCUUCUGUCGGGAGCAGCACAUCGUCUAUCAGAGCUUCUGGACGUUGACGGCGAACCCUGAUCUCGUGCGUUCGAACGCCGUGCAGUCAUUGGCCCAGCGGGCAGCGCUCUCCCCGGCGGCGGCCCUCUACUGUCUGGUUUUGGGCCUAGGGUAUACCACGGUGUUGGAUGGAACCACCAACACGGCUCGCAUGGAAGAGGAUUUGGCUGCUCUCACGAAGAUCGAGCGAUUUUCUGGUGCUUCGCCAGGGGAGUGGCAGGAAAUCCUGGCAGAGUUCCGACAAUCAAUCGGGGAAUAAGCCAUGGCAUUGGCUGAGAAGGUUUAGACUAUCUUCUCUACCGCUGUGUCAAUGGGGAAGAAAGAAGGGAAACAUGCGAUGAAUUGUGGAGGUUGUCUCGUAGUCUACUUCCGGCGGAAUCUCGGUCCUGGCCCGUUUGUUCUUGGCUAUGCCCUCUUUUGGCUGCGGUUUUGCUCUUUCCGUCCCUCUGCGGCCCUCUUUCCCCAGUCCAGUAGCAUGGGAGCAAAAAUUUGACCAGCCAGAACUCCAUCGAAGCCGCUUGAAACAUCUGGAGGGCCAAUAGUUCUGGGGAUCACGGCCAUCUGGAUGCCGAACAAGGUCGAGGCUACUGUUGAUAGUAGACGAUGAUUGGAUAGGAGGCAGAAGUGGAGAGCGUGCCGGUCCAAGGCACGGCCGAACUAGUGCUUAGACAGCCUCAAACUGUACAUUUGUAGUAGUUUUACCAGUCAACUAAACAACAAAGAUUUUUUUUUUCUU